AUGGCCACUGAAGAAGAUCUUAUCGACUACUCCGAUGAGGAACUCCAGACCACCGAUGCUGCAGCUGCACCAGCCGCGCCAGCUGCCAACGGCGAUGCCGCCAAGAAGGGCGAUCUGACUGUAGCUGGAGCUGGCGCCGACAAGAAGGGCAGUUAUGUUGGUAUUCAUUCGACCGGUUUCCGUGAUUUCUACCUCAAGGCAGAGCUUUUACGCGCGAUCACCGAUUGCGGUUUCGAACAUCCAUCGGAGGAAAAUGGCCGAUACGAGCUUGCAGGCGGCACGAGGGGAAAAAGUUUGAGGACAUAUUUUCAAGAAGAAGAUAAUCCUCUGUGGAAACACGUUUAUUUUCGCGAAAAGAGACGGUCCUUUGGGCCCUGUUUUUCGCUUUUGCCUCCUCUGGUCUCCUUCAACCUUAACUGGCACAAGGAGAACCUAAAUAUGGCCUAUAGCGGAGUCAGCGAGCGUGGGAACCUUGUAUUAUCAAGGCGUUCUCCAAUAUUACAUAUAUCAGUCGCUAUUUGCCAUCUUUUCACCUGGGGAAGGUGUAUCUACUUUCUCUACUCCGUCGUGUUGUCACUCUGGAGACAGUCGGAAUGGGCGGAUAUUUUUCAUCCUCAAGUUUGCAUUCCAACAGCUAUUCUUAAUGUCGAUGUUCUCUGUCAAGCCAAGUCAGGUCUCGGAAAGACGGCAGUUUUUGCUUUGACCACUCUUCACCAACUCGAGCCAGUUGCUGGCACUUGUUCUAUCUUAGUCAUGUGCCCUACUCGUGAGCUGGCUUACCAGAUCAAAGAUGAAUACGCCAGAUUCAGUAAAUAUAUGCCAGAUGUGAAGACCGCUGUGUUCUACGGUGGUACGCCAAUUCAGAAGGACAUUGAAAUCCUAUCCUCUAAGGAAACCCACCCCAACAUCAUUGUUGGUACUCCGGGUAGAUUGAAUGCCCUCUUAAGGGAUAAGAAGCUAUCUCUCCGCAACAUCAAAGCAUUUGUUUUAGACGAAUGUGACAAGAUGCUUGACCAGAAGGAUAUGCGCGCUGAUGUUCAAGAGAUUUUCCGCUCCACCCCUGCGGAUAAACAAGUGAUGAUGUUCAGCGCUACUCUUGCGCAGGAGAUCCGUCCAGUUUGCAAAAAAUUCAUGCGAAACCCACUUGAGGUGUAUGUCGAUGACGACACCAAACUAACCUUGCAUGGUCUCCAGCAAUACUACAUCAAACUCAGUGAAGCUGAAAAGAACCGCAAACUGAAUGAAUUACUUGAUAAUCUCGAGUUCAACCAAGUCAUUAUUUUUGUGAAGAGCACCGUUCGAGCAACAGAGCUCGACAAGCUUCUCAGGGAAUGUAACUUCCCAAGUAUCGCUGUACACUCUGGUGUUUCCCAAGAAGAACGCAUCAAACGAUACCGCGAGUUCAAGGAGUUUAACAAGCGUAUUUGUGUCGCGACUGAUGUUUUCGGUCGUGGUAUCGAUAUCGAGCGAAUCAACUUAGCCAUCAAUUAUGACAUGCCAAUUGACGCAGAUUCAUAUCUCCACCGAGUCGGCCGUGCUGGUCGAUUCGGAACUAAAGGGUUGUCCAUCUCCUUUGUCAGCGAUGAAGAGAACCUGCAGGUGCUGAAGGAUAUUGAGAAGCGCUUCGAGGUUGCACUUCCUGAAUAUCCUGAGGGAGGUGUCGACGCCAGCACUUACAUGGCAUAA
This is a messenger RNA of Microsporum canis CBS 113480, 1686 nucleotides long. Its product is annotated as ATP-dependent RNA helicase sub2. Gene Ontology annotation, molecular function: RNA helicase activity; RNA binding; ATP binding. Bases 1 to 1686 code for a protein of 561 amino acids. NCBI's taxonomy places the organism in Eukaryota, Fungi, Ascomycota, Eurotiomycetes, Onygenales, Arthrodermataceae. The record is from RefSeq and is a predicted model, not a curated record. The transcript has 8 exons. Gene Ontology annotation, biological process: mRNA export from nucleus; mRNA splicing, via spliceosome.